ACACUUCUCCCACACAGCUUCUCGCAUCACCUAGCUCCCUGAGAGGAGGAAGAGGAAGAAGAAAUCCGAGAGAGGGAUCAGAGCUCGCUCGCUCUCGCUCAGUGGCCAUGGCACCGGCAGCGCACAACGGAGUGAGUAACAUGCACUCGGUUGCGCCCAUGGAGGUGUCAGUCGAGGCCGGCAACGCCGGUGCCGCCGCGUGGCUGGACGACGACGGCCGCCCUCGUCGCACCGGCACGUUCUGGACGGCCAGCGCCCACAUCAUCACCGCUGUCAUCGGCUCCGGCGUGCUCUCCCUGGCCUGGGCCAUCGCGCAGCUCGGCUGGGUCGCCGGCCCUACCGCCAUGCUCCUCUUCGCCUUCGUCACCUACUACACGGCCACGCUGCUCGCCGAGUGCUACCGCACGGGCGACCCGGAGACGGGCAAACGCAACUACACCUACAUGGACGCCGUCCGCUCCAACCUCGGCGGCGCCAAGGUCGUGUUCUGCGGUAUUAUACAGUAUGCUAACCUCGUCGGCGUCGCCAUUGGCUACACCAUCGCGUCGUCCAUCAGCAUGAAGGCCAUCAGGAGAGCUGGGUGCUUCCACAGCCAUGGACAUGAGGAUCCCUGCAAGAGCUCCAGCACCCCGUACAUGAUCCUCUUCGGCGUUGUGGAGAUUCUCUUCUCGCAGAUACCGGACUUCGAUCAGAUUUGGUGGCUAUCCAUUGUCGCCGCCGUCAUGUCCUUCACUUACUCCAGCAUCGGACUCUCCCUCGGCAUCGCACAGACCGUCUCCCAUGGUGGGUUCAAGGGUAGCCUCACUGGCGUCAGCAUCGGCGCCGGCGUCACCUCGACGCAGAAAAUCUGGCACACCCUGCAGGCAUUCGGCGACAUCGCCUUCGCCUACUCCUUCUCCAACAUCCUCAUCGAAAUCCAAGACACGAUCAAGGCGCCGCCACCGUCGGAGUCGAAGGUGAUGCAGAAGGCGACGCGUCUCAGCGUGGCGACGACGACCAUCUUCUACAUGCUGUGCGGGUGCAUGGGGUACGCCGCGUUCGGCGACGCCGCGCCGGACAACCUGCUCACCGGCUUCGGCUUCUACGAGCCUUUCUGGCUUCUUGACAUCGCCAACAUCGCCAUCGUCGUGCACCUCGUCGGCGCCUACCAGGUGUUCUGCCAGCCGAUCUUCGCCUUCGUCGAGCGCCGCGCCGCCGCGGCAUGGCCGGACAGCGCCUUCAUCUCACGGGAGCUCCGCGUGGGCCCCUUCGCGCUCAGCGUGUUCCGCCUGACAUGGCGGUCGGCGUUCGUGUGCGUCACCACCGUCGUGGCCAUGCUGCUGCCGUUCUUCGGCGACGUGGUGGGGCUCCUCGGCGCCGUCUCGUUCUGGCCGCUCACCGUCUACUUCCCCGUCGAGAUGUACAUCAAGCAGCGCCGCGUUCCGCGGGGCAGCACCAAGUGGUUGUGUCUCCAGACGCUUAGCGUCACCUGCCUCCUCGUCUCCAUUGCCGCCGCCGCCGGUUCCAUCGCCGACGUCGUCGAUGCCCUCAAGGUCUACCGGCCGUUCAGCGGUUAGCUUCGGAGAACGUGGAGGGAGAUUCGUGAAAAACGACAGAGGACUGUGAGCAUCUACACCAAAUCUCUGCUGGACCAUUUCCGAAUACUAACGAGCGAGGUGACCUGGCGACUGUAUUGCUCCAUUAGUUGGUUCGAUUAAGCAGGAUCUAGCUCUAAGAAAUUAGGUCUAUAUUCCUAACUUCGCUGGUAGCGAUAAGCUGCUAUACUUUUUGCCACUUACUUGUUAUGAUCAUCUGCAGUGCACGGGAUGUGUGUGCGAGUGAGAUCAUGUGGAAUUGCUAGUUUGCGUCUGUGAACCAUCCAAAACUAUGUUAGAAAUGAGAAGAUGCUAUACCUGAGACGGAUCAA
Molecule: messenger RNA, 1906 nt
Organism: Sorghum bicolor (sorghum)
Lineage: Eukaryota; Viridiplantae; Streptophyta; Magnoliopsida; Poales; Poaceae
Product: amino acid permease 3
Exons: 3
Coding region: 108-1556 (482 amino acids)
Cellular component (GO): plasma membrane
Source: RefSeq, a predicted model, not a curated record